Molecule: messenger RNA, 1086 nt
Organism: Psylliodes chrysocephalus
Lineage: Eukaryota; Metazoa; Arthropoda; Insecta; Coleoptera; Chrysomelidae
Source: the annotation of a GenBank genome assembly
AUGAAGUGUAUUUUGUCUAUUGCACUUCUAUUUGGAAUUAUAUCUAAUUGUCUUGCACAAUGGGGGACAGACGACUAUCUUACGCCGCCAGGUGACUAUAAUUAUUGGGACAACUAUGACCUAAAUGAACAUCGAGACCCUCCUUUUAUUCAUUAUCCUAGUCAUGAAGAUCUAGAUUUCUAUGUGGGCAAUGGCAAGGAAUCCAAUGAAAAUGAAUCCAAUGAAAAUGAAUCCAAUGAAAAUAAAUCCAAUGAAAAUGAAUCCAAUGAAAAUAAAUCCAAUGAAAUUGAAUCCAAUGAAAAUGAAUCCAAUGAAAAUGAAUCCAAUGAAAAUGAAUCCAAUGAAAUUGAAUCCAAUGAAAAUGAAUCCAAUGAAAAUGAAUCCAAUGAAAAUGAAUCCAAUGAAAAUGAAUCCAAUGAAAAUGAAUCCAAUGAAAAUGAAUCCAAUGAAAAUGAAUCCAAUGAAAAUAAAUCCAAUGGAAACGAAUCCAGUGAAACUAAAACAAUUGUAACGGAAUCCAAUGUAACUAAAUCCAAUGUAACCGAAUCCAAUGUAACUGAAUCCAAUGCAACUGAAUCCAAUGUAACUGAAUCCAAUGUAACUGAAUCCACUGUAACUGAAUCCAAUGUAACUGAAUCCAAUGUAACUGAAUCCACUGUAACUGAAUCCAAUAUAACUGAAUCCAAUGUAAGAGAAUCCAAUGUAACUGAAUCCAAUGCAACUGAAUCCAAUGUAACUGCAUCCAAUGUAACUGCAUCCAAUGUAACUGAAUCUAAUGCAACUGAAUCAAACGUAACUGAAUUCAAUGUAACUGAAUUUAAUGUAACUGAAUCCAAUGUAACUGAAUCCAAUGUAACCGAUUCCAAUGUAACUAAAUCCAAUGUAACUGAACACAAUGUAACUGAAUCCAAUGUAACUAAGCCCAGUGUAACUGAGUCCAGUGCAACUGAGUCCCAUGUAACUGAAUAUAGUGUAACUGAAUUCGGCGCAUCUGAAUCCGAUGCAACUGAAUCCAAUGUAACUGAAUCCAAUGUAACUGAAUCCAAUCUAACUGAAUCCAAUGUAACUGAAUCCAAUGUAACUUAA